Molecule: messenger RNA, 1044 nt
Organism: Loa loa (African eye worm)
Lineage: Eukaryota; Metazoa; Nematoda; Chromadorea; Rhabditida; Onchocercidae
Exons: 10
Coding region: 1-1044 (347 amino acids)
Biological process (GO): proteolysis
Molecular function (GO): zinc ion binding; metalloendopeptidase activity
Source: RefSeq, a predicted model, not a curated record
AUGGUAUUCGAACUAUUCAUCUCAUAUUUAGCAGGUAUUGAUGGAUAUGUAUUAGAAUCAACUGCUCUUACAGAAUUUGAUUUUGAAAAUGCUGAAUUACUAACAAAAGACGAAUUAUAUAAUCCGAAUGCUCUUUCGCUUGAGGAGGUAAACAAGCAUCGAUCAGAUAUACGAGGUCCAAUUGCUUCUAAAAAACGAUUUCGACGAAAUGGUAUUAAUAAGCCAACAAAAUUAUGGCCUGGCGGUAAAAUACCAUAUUCCAUAUCACCACAUUAUACGAAUUUAGAACGAGCUUUAUUAGCUAGAGCUAUAAAACAGUAUCAUGACAAAACAUGUCUUCGAUUUGUACCACGUUCACUCUAUGAAGGUGAUUACCUUUUCAUCGGUAAAAUUGAUGGAUGUUUUUCGGAGGUUGGACGAACAAAUGGUGUACAAGUGUUAUCACUAGAUGACGGUUGUUUGGAAUAUACAACAAUCAUUCAUGAAAUGAUGCAUGUUGUUGGAUUCUAUCAUGAACACGAACGAUGGGAUCGUGACGAUUACAUUAAUAUUUUUUGGAAGAAUAUCGAUCGCACAGCAAUUGAUCAAUUUGGAAAAGUUGACCUAACAAAAACUUCAUAUUACGGUCAACCGUAUGAUUAUCGUUCCAUUUUGCAUUACGAUAGUUUGGCAUUCAGUAAGAAUGGCUUCCCAACAAUGCUUCCAAAACAAAAAGGAUUUGCAACAACAAUUGGUAAUGCGAAAGAUUUUAGUGAAAUUGAUUUGGCAAAAAUUAAUCGAAUGUACGGAUGUUCUGAAGCAUACCUUACAUCAUUACAACCAAGAGCUCAGAGUUCAGUGAUUUAUUCACCACCAUCAUUAAAACGAUAUGAUGUGCUACCAGCUAUUAAUGACCGAUACUUUGAUAAAUUUUCCACGGAAAUGGGCCAUAAAAAUUGUAAGGAUCGCAUAGCUGCAUGCUGGAUGACCCAGGAUCGAUGUCAUUCUCAGGCUUUAUUUUUACUCAUGAAAACAUUAUGUGCCAAAACUUGCAAAUUAUGUUAG